CGUAUGCCCAGUCGCUUAACCUGCAUCUCCACACCUCAUUACUAGGAACGAUCCGUUCCUUGCCUCCCGAGAAACUGAAGUGGCCACAUCCACAUCAUCAACCUGCAUCAUCCAUCACAUCCAUCACAUCCCCCUGUCUAUCCAUUUAUCCAUCGAUCCAUCCAACAUGGCAACCAAACCGACCGUCAAAGUCACCCCUGUGACAUCCGCCACAGACCUCGCGCGCUUCUUCGACGUCACCGCCUCGGCUCUCGGCGCCCAAGCCCGCGAUGGGUUCUGGAUGGCCAUGAACCCAGCCUGGGACACGCCCGCGGGCCGAGCAGCCGGCACCGAACGGCUCGAGCAGCGGUUCUCGUCGUCAUCACGCUCGCGCGAUCGCAAUGGGGACGCUACCACAAUUUUCCUCAAGGCAACCGUUGACGACCCCGCCAACCCAGGCGAGGAAGUGAUUGCCGGCGCCGCGGUCUGGGUGCAGGUCUCUAUGCUCGACGGGUAUGGCGAGAAACCGGUGGCUGAUCUAGCGGACGCCAUGGAUCUGGAUGAGCUGUAUCCUGGGGAUGAGAGCCAGCAGGCGUUCCUGCGGCAGGUGGAUGCGUCGCUGCAUAGGCGGCGGGGUGAGGUGGUGAAGGAGAUUGCGGGGAGUGCCUCGCCUGCGGUGUUUGCGCUGGAUCUUUGUGUUGUUGAUCCUGUGUUUCAGAGACGAGGGGUUGCGAGUCGGUUGGUGGAGUGGGGGCUUGAGGAGGCGAGGAGGAGAGGAGGGUUAGAGGCUGUGCUGGAGGCGUCGAGUAUGGGGAGGCAUGUUUAUGCGCGGCAUGGGUUUGCGCAGGAGGGGGGCGAGUUUGUUUAUGCGGUUGAUGAGCGGUUUCGGGGGAGGGAUUUGCCUUCGAAUGUGUUUAUGCGGACGGGGAGGCCGCAGUAG
Messenger RNA from Aspergillus versicolor CBS 583.65, 919 nucleotides. RefSeq names its product GNAT family N-acetyltransferase. The record is from RefSeq and is a predicted model, not a curated record. Lineage: Eukaryota; Fungi; Ascomycota; Eurotiomycetes; Eurotiales; Aspergillaceae. The coding region runs from base 167 to 919 and encodes 250 amino acids. The transcript has a single exon. Gene Ontology annotation, molecular function: acyltransferase activity, transferring groups other than amino-acyl groups.